GCUGUUAUUCCGGUUUGCCUAUGAUCAGUUGCUGAAAGUGAGUGGUCAUUAGUGGUUAUUUGGUCGCCGGCUGUAAUUUGAGUUUUGGAAGUAAUAAACGUUGUGGUUGUUAAGGGUGUUAACUUCUUAGCUUUCCACCCUUUUAUCCUAAUUUUUACGUUUUGGGUGUCUUAUGCAGCAGAUUUAAGGACAUUUUUUAUAGAAAGGAACUUCAAAAUAAUUACAAUGCCAGUUGUUAGCUCGCUAUUUGGGAAUGCUGGUUCUCGCGCCCAAAGCAAAAAUCUUGUAGAAUGCAAAGCGGGCAAAAUGUCGUUGAAAGGUAAAAUGGUUCACCCUGAUAAAAGAAAAGGUUUAUUGUAUGUGUACCAGUCUGAUGAUUCACUUAUGCAUUUCUGCUGGAAAGAUCGCCAAACCGGAACGGUUGAAGAUGACCUUAUUAUCUUCCCUGAUGACUGUGAAUUUAAACGAGUGGCUCAGUGCACCACUGGGCGUGUUUACGUCCUGAAAUUUAAGUCAUCAAGCAGGAAAUUCUUCUUUUGGAUUCAGGAACCAAAGACGGAUAAGGAUGACGAGAACUGCCGCCGUAUUAAUGAAGUGCUUAACAAUCCUCCAACUCCGGGAUCUCAGAGAAGUGGAGGUGGAACUCCAGAUGCAGAUCUUCACAGUUUAUUGAACAAUAUGUCUCAGCAGCAGCUGAUGCAGUUGUUUGGCGGUGUAGGGCAGAUUGGAGGACUGUCCAGCUUAUUGGAAGCUGGUCACAUACGUUUACGUCGCCCAUCAACAGGGCAGAGUUCUCGCAAUGCAUCCUCUACUCCAUCUUCUACAUCCAUUACUUCAGCUUCCACAACAAGUUCUACGACUGCCAGUGUUGCCUCGCCUGCCAGCACGGCCGCUAGUGUGACCACUACUGCUAGCUCCACCACCACCGCCACUGCCACUGCCACUGCCACAAGCGGAAGCACAGGAAAGGGAGCCGAUAGUGAAGCGGCCAAGCCUGCUGCUGCUGCUGCUGUUAAGCCAGGUUCGACUACAAUUCAGUUAAGUGAUCUCCAGAACUUUCUGUCGGGCUUGAAUGUUCCUGCAGGUGAAACUACUAACCAGCGAUCAGUUGAUUUGUCCUCUGCAUUAACAACUGAGAAUCUGCAAGCUGUGCUGGGGGAUCCUAAUUUAGUGCGUGAACUGCAGCAGCAUCUACCAUCAGGCAUUGGUGGAAAUCCACCUCCUCCAGCAUCCGAACAGUUACGCUCAACCCUAGCAUCACCCCAGUUUCAACAGGCUCUGAGUAUGUUCAGUGCAGCCUUACAGUCAGGCCAGCUUGGUCCUGUGGUCCAGCAGUUCGAAGUCGGAGCUGAGGCUGUGGAUGCUGCGAACCAGGGCAACAUGGAGGAGUUUGUAAAGGCUCUUCAAAAAGCAAGCAUCAACAAGGAAGAUGAAGACAAGCAACCCGGUGGAGACGAGAAAUGCAAGAAGAAGGAUGAGCGCAGUAAAAAGGGUGAUGAUGCAGAUGAUGAUGAUGAUGAAGUUAUGUCACUUGAUUAAUAUGUUGUUUGAGGGGAAAGGUGGUUUAUUUUGUUUGAUUUAUUAUUGUUUUAUGUGUUACUGUUCCUGGAGAGGCGACUGGUACUGAAUGAUAAUUCAUUGUCCAUUUGGUGGUAACUGACUGUUAUCUUUCAGAUUGUUACCUGAUUUGCUUGAAUGUAAGAUCACAUUUAUUAACCGAUUUGAAUGUGUAUUACAGGCAGAUUCUUUAGGUGAAUUGAAGUAAAGCAUAAAAUUAUUAAUAUACAUAUUGCUAAACUGCUCUCUUGUAGGACAUUACUUCAAUUCUCUAAUUUUGAAGAGAAAUUUGGACAGGGGAGGAACUAGUUUGUAUUCCUAUCGACUUCCUCCAUCCUUGAUUGCUGCUUGUCACAUGGAAAGAAGGUAAUAAAAGUCAAGACAGUGGGCACAAUUACAAUGAGUUACAGGGGAUAUGUAUUGAAAGAAGAAUUAAAAUGUAGGCAACAAAUGAGGCCCACCCAUGCACACACACCCAGAUGUGAGAGAUGGGGGGCCAGAGAGAGAAGGUGAGACCACCGCCAUGUGGUUACAGCUGUGAUCCUGGUGUAGCUCCUCAUUUGUACAGCCAGCAAACUAACAUGGCCUGGGGCCAGUAGAGAAUUCGGAUGAAAUUAUAAACACAGGAGUGGCCAAAGCCACUCGGUUAAGUGAGAUAACUAAGCGAAUAUCCCAGAGGUGAUUCCUACAGUAAAAUUGAAACCAUAUUUAGAAUCUCCUCAACCAAUCACAGAUUAGGAAACAGGACUCUCAUUCUGGGCUCCAAACCUCUACCCACGCCAGGCCAGAGCAGCUCUCAUUUGCUCUGCUCAAGCCCAUGUCAUGAACUCCCACCCUGUGCAAUGCAGACAUACCAACAGGAGUGACAAGGAAAGCUUGUGGGUUGGAGAAGUAGGGAUAAGGAACAAAGUAAAUGGGGAGGCAGGGUACUGGGAGACUUGUGAAAAUACAAAUCCUGCACUGCUGUGCAGCUCACUGAUCUGUAAUUGCAUAAUUCUGGCGAGAAUGUUGACCACAUUACCCUCAUUUUAUGUUAUGUUUUCAUACAUAUCUCUGUAGUCUUUUGUAAUAAUCUCCCCUGUCCACUUCUUCAAAAUUAUCAUUUAUAGUGUGAUUUGAAUCAGUGACCCCUCACAUGUAACAUGCCUGAAUGAGAACUGUAUUGGUGUUUAUCCAACUGCAGAUCACUGCAGCAAACUGCUGUGAUUUCAUUAGUAGCCUGGAUGAUGUGCCUCUACUGAUAAAAAGCAUAUUCUUGAAUAUAUUAUAAUAUUGGAGAGACUUUAUGUUUCAUCUGUAUUGGCAGGUUUUUAAAAUGAAAAAUCUGUGCAUGUACUUCAUUUUGUCCAGUCUUGUAUUGGUGUCUCAGAAGUCGUGCAUUGUAGAUGUUAAGUGAUGUACACAAAUGACUUGCAAUAAAUGCUCAAAUUGAUGUCA
Messenger RNA from Cryptotermes secundus, 2994 nucleotides. RefSeq names its product proteasomal ubiquitin receptor ADRM1 (gene Rpn13). Lineage: Eukaryota; Metazoa; Arthropoda; Insecta; Blattodea; Kalotermitidae. The record is from RefSeq and is a predicted model, not a curated record. Gene Ontology annotation, cellular component: cytoplasm; nucleus; proteasome regulatory particle, lid subcomplex. Gene Ontology annotation, biological process: ubiquitin-dependent protein catabolic process. Bases 226 to 1539 code for a protein of 437 amino acids. Gene Ontology annotation, molecular function: endopeptidase activator activity; ubiquitin binding; proteasome binding. The transcript is spliced from 8 exons.